Lolium perenne is the source of this 810-nucleotide messenger RNA. The record is from RefSeq and is a predicted model, not a curated record. NCBI's taxonomy places the organism in Eukaryota, Viridiplantae, Streptophyta, Magnoliopsida, Poales, Poaceae.
AUGGCGGAGAGCGUCCAAGAGCAAGGCUUGAGCGCCGCCGUGAGCGAGCUCUCGUGGAAGGAGCACGCGGAAGCUGUUCGUAGCGGGAGGGUGAAGCACGCCGUAACCCGGUUCCGCCGCGGCGUGCGCCCGAAAGCAAACGGCCGGUACGGGGCGCAGAUCUGGGUGCCGUCGCGGCGCGGUCAUGUCUGGCUCGGCACCUUCGACACCGCCGAGGACGCUGCCAAGGCGUACGGCGCGGCGGCCGUCGAGCUGCAAGCCGCGGAGCCGGCUGUGAAGAAGACGGCGCGUCGCCCGGACGCCUGGACCGAGUUCCGCGGCGUGUACCGGUCGCGCAGCGGCAGGUACGCCGCGCAGAUAGGCCACUCCAAGGAAAAAUCUUGGCUCGGCACCUUCGACGCCGCCGAGGACGCCGCCAGAGCGUACGACGCCGCGGCCGUCAAGCUGCACGGCGCGAGGGCCAUCACCAACUUCAGGCAACAACCCAGCCAGGACAAGGACACCACCGCGGAGGCGAUAUCGGUAAAGGAGGAGGAGGAGACGAUGGGCUUCCUCAACGACUUCCUGGAGAUGCCGGCGCUCGACUUCCUCUUACACAGCCUCCCUUCAGGUGCGCAGCGCGACGAUCCCUUCGCCGAUUUGCCGUCGGCGGAGCGUCAGAUCGUGGACGGGUUCCUCAAGGAGACGGACGUCUCCGACAUGCUUCCCUCAGUUGCGCAGCGCGACGAUCCCUUCGCCGUGCCGCCGGCGGAGCGUCAGAUCGUGGACGAUUUCCUCAAGGUCACGGACCUCUCCGAUGUGGGGCCUUAA